AUGCUGAUGGUUAAUUACUAUGCCUUUCUUCUCUGCAUAUCAUGGGUACAGAAGAUCAACAUAACGAAAGGUGUGAUUACAAGUUGCGCCCUUCCCUUUCUUGCUUUUUGGCAUAUUUUCCGAAAUUUGUUUAAAAUGAACAGCGGGUAUUUUGUUUUGGCUUUUUUGGUUGCCGUUAUUGCUAUUGCCAUAUUCAUUGUAACACCUUCUUCAAUAUUUCAUUGUGAACGCUUUGAAUUGAUGAAGCCGCCAAAGCUAGAAGGUGUUUUAGCGGUGAAUAGUAUAUUAACAAAAGCAGAUUAUCUUUUGGAGCAUAAAAUUUUCGGGCCAGAAUCAAUUAUUGUAGAAAAAGAUAGUAUUAAAACAGGGACGCAAAACGGAAUGCUAAUUGCCGUCGAAUAUGAAAUUAUUCGGAAAACUUCUAGAUUUGGAUCAGUCAAUCCCGAUCUAUGCGAUGGUGGGUUUGAUAUGGAACCGAAAUGUGGUCGACCGUUAGGUCUUCGUCAAUUAGAUGCUGAAAAUAUAUUAGCCAUUGAUACUCACCUUGGCAUUUUUUCCGUAAAUUUUGAAAAAGGGCAGCACACGGUAGUAUUAAGAAAUCAAAUGGAAGUGGAUGGCAAAUUAAUGAAAUUCUUAAAUGAUAUUGAUGUAGUAAAUGAAGACGUGCUGAUAUUUACGGAUUCUUCCAGCAAAUGGGAUCGACGCCAUCUGAUGAAUAUUUUGUUAGAGGGUAUUCCUAAUGGAAGAGUUUUGCGUCUAACACGAUCAACUGGAAAAAUUGAUGUAAUUAUGGAUAAAUUGUAUUUCCCGAACGGUAUUCAGCUGUUUCCUGACAAACAAUCAUUUCUGGUCUCUGAAACAGGUGCUGCUCGGAUUAAAAGGCACUGGAUUGCGGGCCCACGAAUGGGUGAAACGGGAAUUUUCGUUGAUAAUCUACCUGGUUUACCGGAUAACAUACGUCCAGGUAGCAACGGAACAUUUUGGAUAGGUUUCGCAGCGGUACGCCAUAGUGAUCAGUUCUCAUUGCUCGAUUACCUCGCUGAUAAACCGUACAUACGAAAAUGUAUUCUUCAGCUGGUACCGGAACGACAAUGGGAAUGGCUAUUAUCAAUGUUUGCUACAAAACAUGCGCUAAUUUUGCAGCUCAGUGAAGAAGGGCAAAUAAUAGCUAGUGCGCAUGAUCCAACGGGACAAGUAAUUAAGGAAGUGUCACAAGUGACAGAAGCCAAUGAACACCUUUAUUUGGGCAGUUACCGUGCUCCAUUUAUUGCUCGUCUGCGCAAGGACCUCAUCGUUUACUAA
Messenger RNA from Cercopithifilaria johnstoni, 1302 nucleotides. Lineage: Eukaryota; Metazoa; Nematoda; Chromadorea; Rhabditida; Onchocercidae. The record is from the annotation of a GenBank genome assembly.